Messenger RNA from Frankliniella occidentalis (western flower thrips), 2459 nucleotides. RefSeq names its product 2',5'-phosphodiesterase 12. Gene Ontology annotation, molecular function: 3'-5'-RNA exonuclease activity. The record is from RefSeq and is a predicted model, not a curated record. NCBI's taxonomy places the organism in Eukaryota, Metazoa, Arthropoda, Insecta, Thysanoptera, Thripidae. Gene Ontology annotation, cellular component: mitochondrion. The transcript is spliced from 10 exons. Bases 357 to 2144 code for a protein of 595 amino acids. Gene Ontology annotation, biological process: nuclear-transcribed mRNA catabolic process, deadenylation-dependent decay.
GACAUGCCGUGCCAGUCUGCUUGCAGACCACUGCAGACGCCAGCCGGUCGAGAAAUUUUAUAGUGUUAGUGUUGAUGAUCAUAACUUUGAUUUUCUUUCAUACAAGUUUACCUAAUUUGGCAUCAACACCUAGCAAUUUAUAACCAGCCACUAAGAGAAUAUUCUUCAACAAUUCGAGUAACCUGACAGUUCAGUCUUUGCUCGCGGCCACAUGAAGUCAUGGUUACUGUAAAUUGUUUCUCAGCAGGUUAUGGACUGAAUAUGAAAUUGAAGUUGAUUUGACUUUGAGGAUUUAUGGUUUUACAUGGACACACCAAGGUUUUUGUUGAGUGUACUUCUUAAAUUAUUCUAGUGGGAUGGUUUUGCACCGAUUUCUUCUGUCAAGAAUUUAUCCAGCUAGACCACAGCUAUUUCAAAGAUACAGACUCUCCACAAUGGCUGAGAUGCAAAAUGCGUACAUUUCCCAUCCAAGUGGAUCUGAAAGAUUUACAUUCACUUUCCAUUAUGUCAAUGAUGGCCUCGGUGUCAACAGGAAAUUUAAUCUUAAUCGUCAGUCCGUUGAAACUGUCAGUACUUUCCUGACUCGAAUCCAGUGUAAUGUUGAAAAAGUUGUUAAUGAAGUCCAUGCCAAAAGGAGACGAAAGGCUGCCAAAAAAAAGGACAGUGGCGAAAAUUUUGACACAGGACCACCACCUCAAGUCACAGUAGAACUGUUGCGAUCUGGAAACCCUGUGCCAUCUGGCGACACUUGCUUAUCUUUGUUGGAGAGUAAGGAUUUAUUAAUGCUGUCCUUGAGUGGAAAGAAAUAUCACAUUGUCAUAAAUCCACCUUGGGUGGAAGAAAUUCAACUUCCAAGAAGUAUUCUUUCCAACUUCCCCGUUUAUCCUUGCAAAUUUGUUGGUACUAACUUGAACAGAAUGGAUAGUCUGUUUGUCUGGUAUAAAAAAACUCAGACUGCUGUUGAUUGGAAAGAAAUCGGUUCUGGUUUUAGCUACACUCCUACAGUUGAAGAUAUUGGUCAUUUAUUGAAGGUUUCAUGCCAUCCCCGUAGAGAAAUGAUAUGUGGCCCCGUAGUGGAAGCAGUUUCAAAAGCACCUGUUGAAGCUGGGCCUGGAGAAUGCCCUUUUGAACUUAGACAUGCAUUCACCAAAGAGAGAGCUGUUGGAGAUAGCUUUCGAGUGAUGACCUACAAUAUUUUGGCAGGCAUGUAUUCUGACACAGAUACUGCCAAAAAUGAUCUGUUUGGUCACUGUCCACCUUAUGCAUUGGAUAUUGAUUACAGAAAACAGUUAUUUAUAAAAGAAAUUUUAGGCUACAAUGCUGAUAUUAUAUGCCUUCAAGAAGUUGAUGAAAGCGUCUUUGAUGCUGAUCUAUUGCCUAUUCUUUCAUUAGAAGGAUUCACUGGUGUUUUCAAUAGGAAAGGUAGUGUCCGGGAAGGCCUUGCUUGUUUUUUAAAUACCAAACGUUUCAGAAUGAUGGAAACUCAUGUUUCUCUUCUGGGUGCUGAGCUUAGUGAGCGUUCAUGCUACAGCAGUAUAUGGAAUUCUGUGAAAAACAAUAAACCUUUGAUAGACCGUUUGAAAGACAGAUCAACUACCUCACAGGCAACUGUUGCUCAGAGUUUAGAAAACCCACAAAAAUGGCUCGUCAUUGGUAACACACAUCAAUAUUUUCAUCCUGAUGCUGAUCAUGUCAGACUUCUUCAGGGUGGUCAAUCAAUUAAGUUUAUUGAAGAGGUUGUCGAGAAAGUGAAAGAAGAAUACCCUACGGCUGAAGUUUCUGUUAUAUUUUGUGGGGAUUUCAAUAGCACCCCAGACUGUGGUGUUUACCAGCUGAUGACUACUGGGUCUGCCCCAGAUAAUUUAGAGGAUUGGAAGAGUAAUGAAAAUGAGAAGAUAUGUGGUCUCUCACUUACUCAGCCAUUCAAAAUGGAUAGUGCUUGUGGUACUCCUCCAUUCACAAACUACACUGUUGGAUUUUCUGGGUGUUUGGAUUACAUAUACUACCAAACUGACAGCUUAUUUGUUAAAGAGGUUUUCCCCCUCUAUCCCGAGGAGGAGAUUAAAAAAUACACAGCUUUACCAAAUGUUGUGUUUCCAUCAGAUCACAUUGCUCUCAUUUCUGACCUUCAGUGGUCACAAUAAGACUCUUCCUGUAAUUUUGUUUCCCCCACUCUUACUGGUAUUGUAAGAUUGUUUAAUUGGACAGGUGGGAUCCAUUAUGUAUUUGGAAGAUAUAUGUUGCAUUGCAUUGCAAACAAUUGUUUGUCACUGUCCUCAAUCAAAAUCAAUGAGACUGUCAUCUUUAAUAUACUGAGCAAUAUUGAUAAUUAAAUACAGGUGUGAAUGAUUUAAUUUUCAUUUAUAUGAGAUGUACAGUUACAGUAGCAACAGAGGUGAAGAUUAAACUAUUUUAUUUGUACAAACACAUGGUUAAUAUAAUAAAGAAGAAAACAAAUA